CGCCAAAGGAUUCCCGGUAAAAUUCAAAAAUGAAAAAGAACGGCAAAAUUCCUCUUCUCCCUCCAACUGUUACUUCUUUUUCAUCGUGCGUUUCUCAUUUGCUUCAAAACCGAAGCAACGCUUAACUCUUCAUCUUUCUAAAGAGAAUCUAACAACCCGUUUCUCUACCCGACUUCAAAGAUGGAUCUGUCAGACAUAGCGAGAAAGCUAGGUCUCUCAGAGAACAAGCUGCUGGUCCGAAAAGCGGCGGAGCUCCGCCGCCUCUGCGAUGUCCAGUUCGAUUCCUCCAUCAUCGGUGUCGGAGAGGUUUGUAAAGCUAUAAUCUGCUUAGAAAUUUCCGCUGCAAGGUUUGGGGAUGUUAUAUUUGAUAGGCAGAAAGCCAUCAAGUUAAGUGGAAUGUCCGAGAAGGCUUACAGUAGAUCUUUCAAUUCCUUGCAGAAUGGUCUAAAUAUCAAGACAACACUGGAUAUUAGAGAAUUGGGAAUUCAAUUUGGAUGUGUUAGGCUUAUUCCUUUUGUGAAGAAGGGCUUAUCUCUCUAUAAGGAGCGGUUUACAGCAUCGUUGCCUGUUUCCAGGCAGGCGAGUGCAGACUUCACUAGGCCAGUGUUUACUGCUGUGGCAUUUUACUUGUGUGCAAAAAAACACAAGCUUAAGAUAGACAAGGUUAGGUUGAUUGAAGUUUGUGGCACCUCUGAAUCUGAGUUUUCUUGUGUCUCAACCUCCAUGAAAGAUCUAUGCCAUGAUGUUUUUGGAAUCUCAAGUGAAAAAAAGGAUCCCAAGGAAGUGAAAGGAAAUCGAGAACUGCUAGAUGUGUUGCCUGAAAAAAGAAAAUUUGAUGAUGGUGGUUAUUUAUCUGAUGAUGGACCAGAGCUUUCAAGCUACAAACGGCAUAAGAAAAUGGAGAAAGUUGCUUAUGAAGAGUGGAAGUCGUCUGUUCUUUCAUCCAACAAGAAAAGCACAAAAGCGCCUUGCAAGCGGACCACUCAAACCAGUCUGAACUUUCUGAAGGAAAUUUCUGAGACACAGGAAUUGAAGGCUGUAUAGGAGACAUGUAGGCUUUCAUUUCUAGUUUUUAAGUUGUCUGAGCUGAUCCUGCUGAAUUAAUAUUAGAAUAAAAGAUCAGAAUUAACAUGGGUAGAAAUGGAUCAAAGUUAUUGGUUAUGCAAUUUUUGUAUAUGAUCAUAUCUAUCAUGAAAGUCUCUUAUACAUGGUUGUGUAGGUAUCUCAAAAAGCAAGAAAAAAAAAAGGGUCAGCAACAAUAUU
This is a messenger RNA of Durio zibethinus, 1263 nucleotides long. It is a transcript of the gene ORC6, whose product is annotated as origin recognition complex protein 6. Gene Ontology annotation, cellular component: nuclear origin of replication recognition complex. The record is from RefSeq and is a predicted model, not a curated record. Gene Ontology annotation, molecular function: DNA binding. Gene Ontology annotation, biological process: DNA replication initiation; DNA replication. Lineage: Eukaryota; Viridiplantae; Streptophyta; Magnoliopsida; Malvales; Malvaceae.